Ctenocephalides felis (cat flea) is the source of this 1869-nucleotide messenger RNA. RefSeq names its product katanin p60 ATPase-containing subunit A1-like. The transcript has 9 exons. Bases 1 to 1869 code for a protein of 622 amino acids. The record is from RefSeq and is a predicted model, not a curated record. Gene Ontology annotation, biological process: microtubule severing. Gene Ontology annotation, molecular function: microtubule binding; ATP hydrolysis activity; ATP binding. NCBI's taxonomy places the organism in Eukaryota, Metazoa, Arthropoda, Insecta, Siphonaptera, Pulicidae. Gene Ontology annotation, cellular component: microtubule cytoskeleton.
AUGUCGAUGACCAUCGCCAUAAAUAGAGAAAGAGCCAUUGAACUCUACUGUCAACGAACAAAAAUCAGUGGCGGGGAAGGGGGUGUAGUUGAAAAUAAUUAUGGUGAAGAUUAUUUUAGGGCUGGUAUGAAAUUGAGGACAUUAUUAGGAAAGGGCGAGGGUUGCCCUGCACCAUCCCACCACACCUCCCUAGGAACCGGUUUCCAACAGAUGGCGCGAAUGAUGGACUCUUUAAUCCUGGACGGAUUUGCAGCCCCUUUUACAGCAUUCACCAAAAUCACGACGACCCACAGGACACCUAGAAAGGACCCUAAUGUGGGACCAAAUUCAGGACAAAAUCUAGGGUCGACCACAAAUGGCGGAGGAGGUGGAGGAUCUUCCAGAAAAAGUCACCAUCACCAGAAUUCUGGUAGAGGGUAUAAUAGUCAGACGGGGCGGAGGAAUGGGCCACCGACACAGGAAGUCAACCCGACUCCCCGCCACGACACCAACCCCAACAUUAACCCCAAAGACUCGCCAUCGCCCACCAAACCGAACAAUACGGAAACCAAAUGGGUUGCGAGUCUCAGGAGAAGGGACCCCGAAAUACAGCCGGCCCUGCCUUCUAUCCAUUCUAGGACUAAACAAAAUACCGGUAGUAACGGUAGUAAUGGAAGUAACGGUAGUAACGGUAGUAAUGGUAAUAAUGGUAAUAAUGGAGUUACCACAUUGCACCACCACAGACACAGUUUGACCACCGCCAGACCUUCGAGGAGCAUCGAAAGGGCGAGGGCGGCACUCUUAAAGGAACGCAAAGCGAGUACGGCCCUGCCGAGCCCCACAUCCACCAACUUGCACCCUUGUCAAAGGAAUCCGGCCCUUUUAAGAAAAGCGACUUCGACCGAAGACAACGCGGUGUCAUCCGAUCCUGAAGUUAGUCCGGAGGAAAGGGAGUGCAACAGUGGAAGGGUUUUCAGUGCAGUAGGCUACGAACCCCAUUUAGUAGACACCAUAGAAAAAGACAUUUUGCAGAGAAACCCUGAUAUCCAGUGGAACAAAGUGGCGGGUUUGCACGAAGCCAAGGCCCUGCUGCAGGAGGCUAUGGUCUUACCUAUCAUCAUGCCGGACUUUUUCAAGGGUAUAAGAAGGCCCUGGAAGGGCGUCCUCAUGGUAGGACCCCCCGGAACCGGAAAGACCCUUCUGGCAAAAGCAGUGGCCACCGAAUGUGGCACCACCUUCUUCAACGUGUCAUCAGCAACCCUAACAUCUAAAUACAGGGGCGACUCGGAAAAACUGGUCCGCCUCCUGUUCGACAUGGCCCGCUGGCAUGCCCCCAGCACUAUAUUUAUCGACGAAAUGGACGCCCUUUGUUCGGCGAGGGGCUCCGAUUCGGAGCACGAGGCCAGCAGGAGGUUCAAGGCGGAAUUGCUUAUACAAAUGGAUGGAUUAAAUCACACAGGACCCGAUGACAAAGUAAUAAUGGUUCUGGCCGCCACUAAUCAUCCUUGGGACAUCGACGAAGCUUUUCGAAGACGAUUUGAGAAACGAGUAUAUAUAGGGUUGCCCGAUGACGAGAGCCGGUCGGCCCUUUUACACUUAUGCAUGCAGGACAUAACGAUGGACGCAGAUUCGAAUGUUAUCGGUGAUCUUUUGGAAGGAUAUACAGCCGCUGAUAUUGUCAAUGUUUGCAGGGAUGCUUCAAUGAUGUCAAUGCGUAAACGCAUAUCAGGAAGGACUCCAUCAGAAAUCAAAAGGAUGAAACGUGAAGAAUUCGAUCUUCCUGUAACGACAUUGGACUUUCAAGAAGCCCUUACACGUUGCAAAAAAUCAGUGACAGCAAGUGACGUGGAAAAAUAUGAACAGUGGAUUCAACAAUAUGGAUCGUGUUAA